Trichoderma gamsii is the source of this 717-nucleotide messenger RNA. RefSeq lists its product as hypothetical. NCBI's taxonomy places the organism in Eukaryota, Fungi, Ascomycota, Sordariomycetes, Hypocreales, Hypocreaceae. The transcript has a single exon. The record is from RefSeq and is a predicted model, not a curated record. The coding region runs from base 1 to 717 and encodes 238 amino acids.
AUGGGUGGUGCCGAGUCAAAAGAAGCUCACCAGAAAAUCCACAAAACCACCCUUGCGGGAGUUACAUUCCCCAACACCUUUGAGCUCUACUACGAGCCCUCCUGGAAGAAGCUCAAGCUGUCUCUGGGCGAGGCCUCUUCCGAGCCACUCUACACCUUCAACCUACCAGAAGGCUGGUGGGGGGACCUCAUCAUGUACAACGGCCCUACUCUGGAACACCCGCCGCUGGCCGCUGUGCGCAACACUGGCAAAUCGGGAAUGGGAAACGCCGUCACACUGCCUCCUCUAGGGCCGGGCCAAGAAGUCCUCGAGGAGAAGAUGUCGCGUCGAAGCAAGGGCCUGAUGGACGUGUUUUCCUUUGCAGCUGUUGUGCAAUCCAGAGAGGGGGAGAAAACAACGCGACGUGUCGAAAGAUUCGAGUGGGUGUCCUCAGGACGCAAGGAGGUGAAGGAUUUGCACGAAUGGAAGCACGGGUGGAAAUUAAGGCGAGUCGUUGCGAGUGGCGCGGAUGAAGACGAGCGUGAAGCUGCGAAUGAGAUCCCAGCCGGGGAGAUAUUGGCUGUUUGGGCCGACUCUACGAUGAGCAUGAGGAAGGCUGCCAAGUUCCAGUUCCUUAACAGUGGAGCGACCGGUGAGCUAGGAGAGGCGUGGGCCCUGAUGGCGGUGAUUACGUUUGUGAGGGUAUGGCAGAGAUACAUGCAGGUGGUGAUGGUGUAG